Anolis carolinensis (green anole) is the source of this 12407-nucleotide messenger RNA. RefSeq lists its product as uncharacterized. Bases 978 to 9893 code for a protein of 2971 amino acids. The transcript has 4 exons. The record is from RefSeq and is a predicted model, not a curated record. Lineage: Eukaryota; Metazoa; Chordata; Lepidosauria; Squamata; Anolidae.
GAGACCUUUAUGAAGUCCUGAAGUUCCUUCUGACCUGUGGUUGCACCACAGAGACCUUUAUGAAGUCCUGAAGUUCCUUCCGACCCGUGGCUGCUGCACAGAGACCUUUAUGAAGUCCUGAAGUUCCUUCUGACCUGUGGUUGCACCACAGAGACCUUUAUGAAGUCCUGAAGUUCCUUCCGACCCGUGGCUGCUGCACAGAGACCUUUAUGAAGUCCUGAAGUUCCUUCUGACAGUGGAGGCUGCACAGAGACCUUUAUGAAGUCCUGAAGUUCCUUCUGACCUGUGGCUGCUGCACAGAAACCUUUAUGAAGUCCUGAAGUUCCUUCUGACCUGUGGUUCCACCACAGAGACCUUUAUGAAGUCCUGAAGUUCCUUCUGACCCGUGGCUGCUGCACAGAGACCUUUAUGAAGUCCUGAAGUUCCUUCUGACAGUGGAGGCUGCACAGAGACCUUUAUGAAGUCCUGAAGUUCCUUCUGACCUAUGGCUGGUGCACAGCGACCUUUAUGAAGUCCUGAAGUUCCUUCUGACCUGUGGCUGCUGCACAGAGACCUUUAUGAAGUCCUGAAGUUCCUUCUGACCUGUGGUUGCAGCACAGAGACCUUUAUGAAGUUCUGAAGUUCCUUCUGACCCGUGGCUGGUGCACAGAGACCUUUAUGAAGUCCUGAAGUUCCUUUUGACCUAUGGCUGGUGCACAGCGACCUUUAUGAAGUCCUGAAGUUCCUUCUGAACUGUGGCUGCUGCACAGAGACCUUUAUGACGUCCUGAAGUUCCUUCUGACCUGUGGCUGCUGCACAGAGAGCUUUAUGAAGUCCUAAAAUUCCUUCUGACCCAUGGCUGCUGCCCAGGGAGAACCUGGAGACUUUUAUGAUGUGAACUGGACUCCUUCCAAGACUUUACAACCUUCUCCUUCAGCCAGCACUGGCGAAGAAUCCAUGGCCUUGGUUGCAGCAUCUCCUUGGGUUUGGUGACAACUAUGGAGGCAGCAAUGCUAGACAAUGAUGACUGUAAUGUGUAUGAAUUCUUUUUAGUCCUGGGAAUAAAUGCAUUCAGUUUUUACUUGCUUUGGAAGCUCCUGAGAGAGCACCCUACAUUACGGCAAGAACUGUGUCAAAGAGGCAACAGAUGCCGUUCUGCCUGCCUUGACGUUUUAGUCCAACUUUGGUCCAUCAGGAAAUGGGUUUAUGGAAGCAGAAGAGAAAGGAUGUCGGAGACAGCAGUGCAAAGAGGAAGAGGGAGAGGACAUGGGACCAUUUCCACCAUACUGCCAUUGCAGAGUCCCAUCUGUCCAGCAAGGGAGCAUAAAAAGAAGCAAGGUCGAAAGUAUGCUUCCCAUGAGUGCAAGGAGUUUGGCGCCUGUUCUGACGACCAUAUCUCCACCUCCUGUUCUUCAACCACCUAUGAAGAAUCUUUCGUUUCCAGCAUUGAAUCAUCUUCAGACCUGCUUGAGUUCUCCUUCAGCAGCUCAGAGUAUAGCAGCACAGAUUCCAUUGGGGUCAGCAGAAGGCGCAAGAAAAAGGCACGGAGAAAGCAGAGAAGGGCCAGGUCUAAGCUAAGGUCCAAGCGCGUCAUGUGCAAACAGGGCGGAUCCAGUGAAGCCCAGCAGGCCCUAUUUGAAGCCAUGCCCAUUCCCUUCAUGGAGGAGGAGGUGAUCGUAAAACUAGACUCUCACUGCAUGGUCAAGAGAACGCAGCACCUGAUGGGACUGCCCUCGACCCUCCUCCGGUCCCUCAGGACCUUCAUGCCUCCUGCUCCAGACUCUGGUUCCCGGAGGUGCCGGCAGGAAACAAAAGUGCUAAUGAGAGUUCAUGCUUCCUCUUUUCUGGCGAAGGAGACCAUGAAUAAACUGGAGCGGCAUUUGAAGAAAAUGAUCCUGCAGAAGGCUUGGCAGCUGCCCAGAACCGUGCAAGAGGCCAUCUGGCACUUUGAGUCCAGGGAGGAGAAGGCUCCUUUGAUCAUCUCUGUUCAGGACAGAAGGGGAAGAUCGCCCACCAGAUCUGGAACCUUGAGCUCCAAGACAGCUUGGGCUUAUAGAGGAGACCUCCAGGCCCACACGGUGAAGACAUCCAUCUGGAUGAAACAAGAGAGCCUCACUGUGCAGAUCGAUGCAGGAUGGAGGCACCUGCUCCUGCCCAGGCUUAUUCCCCCCGGUCAGAGCUACCUUCAGCCAAGGAGCAGCCUGUGCGUGAGCCUUCGGGGGAAAGCAGAUGUUGUGGAGAUGAACAUCAAGUGCAAACGCCUUCACUUCAUGUGGGGUCUCCCAACCAUCCAGAUGCAGUCCCUGGCCAAGAUGGUGCCCAGACCCCCUCCACUGCCAGCUGAAUGGCCCUCUCGGGCGCCCACGCACCGUGAGUUUUGCCGCAUCGAACCCUCCUUCAUAGCCCCCAAGGCGAGGCAGGGUUUGGAGGCCCAUGUCCUCAGGAAGAGGCUCCAGCACCACUGGGGACAGCCUGGCCUCGUUCAAAGGUCUCUGAAGAGGCUCCUGUUGCCUGUCCCGGCAUCACGGCCCCGCUCGGCCCCCAUGACCACUGCCCAGUGGGAAAUGCAGAUAGGUAUUAGCAUCAAUGACAUCACUUUCAUCCAGCGGGAAGUGAAGGGACGCCUUGAGGUCCACCUCAGGAGGAAGAUUAUAGAGAGGUAUUGGGGUCGACCCAGGAGAGUACUGGAGUCCCUGAAGAUGUUCUACAUCAUCUCCUUUUCACCCAUGAAGAGAUUCAGAGAGGAUGGAGGGAGCUUUGUGUUACCUCAGCUAGACUCCAUGAAGACGAAACAGACUUCCCUAAUGAUGCAGAGAUUUUCUCAGAAGACUGAAGUCCCUUCAAGGAAACUCUGGGAAGAGAAGUCACUUCGAGUCCACUUGGCCAAGAAAGCUGUGGAGAUCCAGCUGGGCAGAGUUCCUCUGGCAGCACAGCAACCUUGCAAAGGGGCCCCUCGGGCGCUCCCCAAAAGAAUUCCUCCUGGAAUGAGGUCUCUGCAGCCAAGGUCCCGGGAGCUCCUCUUUGUGGACCGGGCCGCGCUGGAUCGUAUCCAGCUUAACAUUGUGCACAAAGAGGUGGCCUACCGAUGGGGGCUGCCUACCAUAUACCACAGGUCCCUUGCCCGACUGCUCCAGGGUGCUGCCUUCCCAACGACCUUUGGCACUCUCUUCCCCAGAAGGCAGGGCAGGUCCAGCUUCACUGCCCAGGAGACCCCUUUCAUUAAUGUGGAAUCCCGGAAUCUGUUGGAGCAGCAUGUGAGGAGCAAGGCCUUGCAACACACAUGGGGCCUCCCGAGGCUGAUCCAGAGAUCUCUCCGGCGCCUCCUUCCAGACACUGCCCGUAUUUGCCCCCAGAAGACCAAAUACAGGGAACGGGUGGCUGUUCGCCUGACUGAGCUCUCCUUCAUCAGCAAAGACACUCAAGCCUUGCUGGAGAAAAACGUGGCCCAGAGGGUCAUCCAUAAGCAGUGGGGUUUGCCCACAAGGGUCCUCAAUUCACUCAGGUUGCUGUUCCCUGAAACCAGAAGAAGCACCUUCCUUGAAAGGAUAAGGAAUGAGGAUACAGCCUUACAUCAGACCAGGUGUUGCCACAGACUAAAGGAUGCAGUCUUGGCGACCUUGAGGUGCCAUUUGACGAAGAAAUCUUUGGAAAUCCAUCUGGGAUCUUUCCCUCUCAUCACCACCAUCUCCUGGCAAUGCUCCUUGCGGGCCCUGAGGCGGCCUCUUCCGAAGCUCAUCCGUCCCGGGGUUAGGCCACUGGAACCCUGUAUCCCCUUCCACUUAUUCGGCCUACAGGAGAUGGGCAGGAUUGAAUUGAGUGUACGGUGUAGACGCUUGGCUUCCCUCUGGGGACUGGGGACAAAGUAUGUCAAGGCCAUUGCUGGAAUGGAGGCACCCAGGAUGCCCUUUGCUCCACUCCGGACAAGAAGAGCCAUCCUUGAAUUUGAAGGCACAGAAAUACGCUUCCUACAGAGGACCUCCAAGGAGAUUUUAGAACAGCAUGUGAAGAAGAAGAGGGUGCAGCAUGAGUGGGGACUUCCUUCUCUUGUGCAAAGAUCUCUCCGGGGCCUUAUGAAAGAAACACCCUCCUUGCCUCAUGGUCCUAAGACUUUGACUCAGACCUUUGUGCCAUCACAGGAGAUGCUUUUCCUUCCAAAGUCUGUCUGCCACCACCUGGAGAUCCACAUCCAGAAAAUGAAGCUGCAGCGCCAGUGGGGUCUACCCCGGAGGAUCCUUGAAUCUGCCAAAAUCUUCCUCCCACUUUCUCCCCCAGGAAAGGGUCCAGUUCCUCAGAGGGUCAAGAGGAAGGAGUCUGUGAGGGCAGUGUCCCGCAUCAGAGAAGAGAAGGUGGACCACAAAAGAUGGACUCUGGACAAAGGGACACCCCUACCAAGCCAAAGUAGUCUGCAUGACCGCUUGAGGGGGAGUCCUCUUGAGACCCAUCUGAAGAAGAAGGCUCUGGAUGUUGAAUUCCAAUCUGGGAGAUUUUCUGAGUCUCCCAAGCAAAGCCUUCUCCCCAAGCCUGCCUUGGUUUCUUCAGAAUUAAGACCCAGAAAGUCUUCCUUAUAUUCUGUGGAACAGAAAGCUCUGAGGAAGAUCCAGCUGAACAUCAAGCAGAAGCACCUAACCAGCCUUUGGGGCCUUCCCACUGUAUAUAUAGAGUCCCUGAAUGAGAUGUUUGGAGGAGAUCCAGAGAGACCCUGGUCUCGAACGACCAUAGGAAUAAGAGCAUCAUCUGGAGUAUCCAUAUAUCAAAAGGAAGGGACAGCAUACUCCACAAUUUCAGAAGUAACAGGCAGUGAGUCCUCUAAGCGAGGGCCAGCUUUCAUCCCAAGAAAGGCCCUGAAAAUUCUGGAAAUGCAUGUCCAACGUAAGAAGCUGCAACAUGAGUGGGGUUUGCCUGUCACUGUUCAAAAAUCCCUUCGUGCAUUAGUUCCAGCUCCCCCAGAAGCAGAAAGGUCUUUUCUGAGAACGAGCCCUGCCACCUUGUUCCCUCGGGAUGAAGUAACAUGGAGGACAAGUGCAUCUGAGAGCAUGCCCUUUGAUCCUGAGAUGACAAGGACCCUAGAGUCUCAUGUGAGGAGUCGGACCACAUCACACAAGUGGCACCUUCCUUCACGGGUGCAGGACUCCCUGAAGGCCUUUCUGCCCCCUGCCUCAUUCUCCCAAGAUAAAGGGGCCAUUGCUCGAUCCCACUUCCCCCGGCCCUUCGACCAAUCCAGGAUAGGAGCCACUGUAAAGCCAAAGGAGACCAUCCGGCAAAGGACACCACGUGCAACUGCACAACCCGGCCUUGGAAGGGUAACCUUCCCUUGUCCCGAGGAGAAGCCCUCUUUCCUCACAGAAGAAGCCUGGAACCUUCUGGAGUUCCAUGUUGUGCACAAGAGGAUCCAGCAUGCCUGGGCCCUGCCGUCCUGUGUGGUGAGGUCCUUGCGCCAUUUUGCUCCAUUUCCACAUCCUCCAGAGAGAGAGGCAAGAGAAAGCACGAGCAAAACAAAGCCACGGGAGAGGACAGAAGUGAAAGCCAUCCUCCAGAAUUACGUUUCCCUCAGCCCCAAGAGGAAGGAUUUCUUCGAAGCUCAUGUGAGAAGCAUGGUUGCAAAACACAGAUGGAGGAUUCCAAAGCAGAUUCACAGGUCAACAAAAGAGUUCACACUCCUCAGACCGGCUUCCAGGUCCAAGCGGGAUCCAUCACUUCCUGUCAAAUGGGAUAAGUCCAAAUCUUUCCAUGGGGCAACAGAUGAUUCGCAAACAGAAGGUGAGAAAGAAUACACACAAAGAAAGGCCAAGUCCUGGAGGAGGUCAAAGAGAAAGCAAGAUGCCUCCUCUCAAAGGACAAGACCCUUGAGCGAUAAAGCAUCUGCAUCCUUAAGGCCUGAGGCAAACCUGCCUUUCUUGUCAGCCGAGGCUAGGGAUUUUCUGGAGUUCCACAUUCAACACAAGAGAAUCCAACAUGCCUGGGGUCUUCCCUCCAAGGUGACGCAGUCCCUGCAUAUGUUCUCCCCAUUUCUUCUCAAGAAGGAGAAAUAUGCCGGACACAGUGUGGCCAAGACAUGCUCACAGGAGAAAGGAGAAGUAAAGACUGUGCUUCCAAGUCUCCCUUUCCUCAGCUCUAAAGCACAGGAGCGUUUGAGUUCCCACUUGACCCAUAUAAUCAGAGAACACAGGUGGGGCCUCCCGGAACGGAUUCAUAAGUCCCUGAAGGCGUUUCAGUCUCCAAGAGCCUCUUCUCGAUCUAGGAUUGAUCCAACACUGCCUAGAGAUGGCCAUGAAGAAGCACAGCAAGAGAAACUCCACCAUAAAAGGCAGAGGGCAACAACUGCUUCUAGACACGUUGAAGGAAGGGCUUCCUCAAAUAGCAGUAUGAAGAUUCCAUUUCUCAGCACGGAGACCUGGAACCGUCUGGAGUUCCACAUUGUACACAAGAGAAUCCAACAUGCCUGGGGUCUUCCCUCCAAGGUGAUGCAGUCCCUACAGAUAUUCUCCCCAUUUCUUCUCAAGGAGAAGAAAUAUGCAGAACAGAGUGUAGCCAAGACGCACACAAAGGACACAGAAGAAGUGGAGGUUGUACCUCCCAGUGUCCCUUUCCUCAGCAAUAAAGCACAGGAGCGCUUGAGUGACCACCUGAGCCAUACAAUUGCAGAACACAGGUGGGGCCACCCGGAACGGGUUCAUAAGUCCCUGAAGGCAUUUCAGUCUCUGAAAGCCCCUUCUCGAUCUAGGAUUGAUCCACCACAGCCUCUUUUUUAUUGCCAGUGUAAGACCAUCAAGGGGGCUAUGGAUGGCUUCCAGUCUAAAGAUACAGAAAUGCUGCAUAAGAAAUUCCACCAUAAAAGGCAGCAGGCAACAACUGCUUCUAGACAUGUUGAAGGAAGGGCUUCUUCAGAUAGCAUGGUGAAAAUUCCAUUUUUCACUACUGAGGCCUGGAACCUUCUGGAGUUCCACAUUAUACACAAGAGAAUCCAACACGCUUGGGGUCUUCCCUCCAAGGUGAUGCAGUCCCUGCAUAUAUUCUCCCCAUUUCUUCUCAAGGAGAAUGAAUCCGCAGGACAGAGUGUGGCCAAGACACACACACAGGAGAGAGAAGAAGUGGAGGUUGUGCCUCCGAGCCGCCCUUUCCUCAGCUCUAAAGCACAGGAGCGUUUGAGUUCCCACCUGAGCCAUAGGAUCGCGGAGCACAAGUGGGGCCUCUCAAAACGGGCUCAGCAGUCCAUGCGUGCUUUUGCACCACAUCCUCCCCAACCACAAAGAAGAUCCCCACAAGCCACUUCUGAGAGUUCGGAAACAUCAGGAAAUAUGAGUGAUACUAUCCAGGUACCAGAAACAGUGGAAGACUUUCUGACCCUGUAUUGCCUCCUUCGUUAUUUGAAUGCAGACAUGCAGAAUUGCCUAAAAGAGCAUUUGAGGAAGUGGGUCAUGGAAUACAAGUGGGCACUUCCCAAGCAUAUUCAGAUCUUAUUGGAGGACAUGCCUCCUCCUACUCUGCAGGAAUCCCACACUGGAGGAAAACUGCACGAAGAGGAAUCCUGCCAAUGGUACGACAUUUGCUCUGAGAGAAAGGGAGAUUCACAGCCCUUUGUCCAAUCCAGAAAAAGAGCCACGGCGAAGCAAAGGGCACUAGGAAGAACUGCACAAUCUGGCUCUGGAGGGGUAGCCUUCCCUUGUCCUGAGAAGAAGCCCUCUUUCCUCACGGAAGAAGCUUGGAAUUGUCUGGAAUUCCAUGUUGUGCACAAGAGAAUCCAACAUGCAUGGGGUCUUCCCUCCAAGGUGACACAGUCCUUGAGCAUGUUCUCCCCAUUUCUUCUCAAGAAGAAAGAACACGCAGGGCAGAAUGUGGGCAAGGCAUGCUCACAGGAGAGAGGAGAUGUGAAGAUCAUGACUCUGAAUCUCCCUUUCCUCAGUCUUGAUGCACAAGCUGACUUGAAUGCCCACCUGAACCGUAAGAUUGCAGAGCACAAGUGGGGCCUUCCAGAACGGGUUCAGAAGUUCCUGAAGGCAUUUCGACCUCCAAGAACAGCAACCUCUCAAGAAGAUGAUGAAGGAACACCUUGUGGCAGUGCUUAUACUGAUUAUGACCAAGGUUCUGCAGUGUCAGAUGCUACAUUUCCAAUGGAUACAGAAAAGGAAUGGCAUUCCAGCCGAAAAGAACAGAGCAUCUACCAGACGGAGACAUUUGAUGAAAUAGGCCAGGACAGACGGGAGCUUGCUUGGCUGGGCGCUGAAGAGCCUUGCUUCUCUUCUGACACUGAAAGCACCCAAGUCAGAGCAAGCCAAGGGACAAGAGUCAGCUGGAAGACUGAAAAGGAAAUCUCUGAACCAAGCGAACACCAAGAGAAAUCUGUCUUGGAUUUCCAUCUCAAGAGAACCUCUCAAGGGCAGUCUCAGCUUUCAUCUGGAACCUACAGCUCAUCUGAGAGCCGAUCCAGCUCCCUGGAUGUAAAAUACAAAACUCUAACGAGAGCUGGGAGCACAGCAUCGAUCUCUUACUUUUCCAAGAGAUCAGAAAGGAGUAACACAAGGAUUGAGGUAAUGGCGGACAAUAGACACCACCCAGUUGGACUGUGGCAACCACUCGGACCAUCAACGUCAAAAGACAUAAAAGACAUUGGAGAAACAGAACAAUCCAUUAUGACCCCUGAGUGUUCUUGUUCGUGCCAUUCGCUAGGUUGCAGGAAAGACUCUGUGCCUUCUUUACCAUCAGGUGUAGAACAAACCUGGCAGUGGGAGCAGAAAGAGGGAGUCCGGGGAAAGGUCGAGUGGAGAACGGCUUCCUCUUCUCUGCUGUCAAAGCCUCCCAGUCGGCAGAUUUCUCUUUCCUCCCUAGAAGAGGGCAGGAGGGCUCCUUGUCUCUCAGGGCAGGGCAGCGCAUCGGAGAACCUUUCAAGCUCCCUGCAGGUCGAAUGCACAACUAUGACCUUUGCAGAGAGAAAAGAGUCCAUAUCUUGGUUUUCCAAGAGGUCAGAAAGGAGUAACAAAAAGCCCUUUGAAGCCCAACAGGACACGGCUUCCAGUCAUGGAGAAACGGAUCUUGCCCUCUUGCCAUCUUCUCAUGUUGAGCCUCAGUCUUCCUAUGAGGAUCUCGUAGGGAGGAACUACCGGAGGGCAAAGAGCGAGAAGCGUGACCAAUCAAGCGCCAGGCAAAGGCAAAGGAGAAGAAGUAGGCUUCGGUGGAGUCGAGUGAGGGGGAAGGCAUCGCCCUGCCAAAUCCUAGGAGACAUUGCCACAACUUUGGAGGCAUGGCCCUUAGCAUCUCCUUCAGCCAGAGAUCGAGCAGAAGGGUCCUGUGAUUCAGCUUCCAUAGAGCAAUGCUCUUCCAAGUCUCCCCAAAGUCUGGAAGAAAGAGAGGUCUCUUGCAUCCAGAAGCAAGUGCUCCAAGGAGGCAUCCAAGCUUCUGAGGGAGAAAACCAAAAAGCAGAUGAGUUGGUCGGAAACAAGACAGAAAAUGCUGAAGCCUGGACACCAAGCAAAAGAGGAGCCAAAAUUAUUAGAGAAAAGACGGAGGAAGAUAUGCCACUGAGUCCAAGGAAAGAACAUCAUUGUGGACCCCCUUUGUUUUGUGGGGAGCAAAGCAAGCAAUAUCUCUUUGGAGGAAAACAAACAGCAAAGAGCACACCUGGGGGACCUGAAUCCAUAGCUGCCAUAGGUCCCAUUGAUGGUCAAGUGGCCGUCAUUGCUGCAGCCCUGCAGAAGAAACUAGACUUUGAGGAAAAGCUGAUUAUAUGGCGAAAGUACUGUGAAUUUACACGUCUGGAGGGCCCUGAACCUAGAAAACCCAAGAGCCGCCCUCAACUCACACACAGUUUGGGAGCCAGGGACCAGAAAUCUUCCAUCACUGCUGCAAAUCCAAAGAGGAAGAAACCAAACUGUCCCAAGAGGAUGAGCAACUGGUGGAAGAGCCUGACAUUUCACGCCUGAAGACCAAAAGAUUUGGCACUUAGUGGGAAUGGGAGAGCAAAUGGUUUUGGGGAAAAUAUUUUGAAAUACAAUAAAUUUCUAUAUAACUGCUUCUCAGUCUGGGAUGUGCUCUAACAGAGAUGCUCUUAUGACACUCAAAUUCAGCCAUUUCUGGUCUUUGGUCCAGCCAUAACUUCAGGUUGAGAGUGAUGCUGUAACAGCCCUAUAGUUUUCAGGGAUGGAUGAAAGUUCCCUGAAUACCAGGGAUGAGGAAUAUCCUAAGGCUGAAGGGCUUGCCUUGGGCUGCGCCUUAACCCAGGCUUGGUUCUGUAUUUGGAAGUGACAGCAAGAGAGGGCAUCUGAGUUGCCCUCUCUUGCCCUGAACAAAGUCAACUAUUUUUCUUACUUUUAUUAAACAGAAAAUGAAAGCUUUGGGUUGCUGUGAGUUUUCCUGGCUGUAUGUCCAUGUUCCAGAAGCAUUCUCUCCUGACGUUUCACCCACAUCCAUGGCAGACAUCCUCAGAGGUUGUGAGGUCUGUUGGAAACAAGGCAAAUGGGGUUGUGGAAUAAUGUCCAGGGUGGGAGAAAGUACUCUUGUGUUUGAAGCAAGUGUAAAUGUUGCCAUUGGCCUGCUUGACUAGCAUUGAAUAGCCUUUCAGCUUCAAAACAUGGCUGCUUCCUGCCUGGGGGAAUCCUUUGUUGGGAGGUGUUAGCUGGCCCUGAUUGUUUCUUGUCUGGAAUGUCUCUGUUUUCUGAGUGUUGCUCUUUAUUUACUGUCCUGAUUUUAGAGGGGUUUUUUUAGUACUGGUAACCAGAUUUUGUUCAUUUUCAUAGUUUCAUGGUUUCCUCCUUUUUGGAAGAUCAACAAAGGAUCCCCCAAGCAGGAAUCAGCCAGACUUUGAAGCUGAAAGGCCAUUCAAUGCUAACAUUCUCACUUGCCUUAGACAGACAAGAGUUCUUUCUCCCACCCUGGACAGUAUUCCACAGAUAUAUAAACCCCAUUUGCCUAGUUUCCAACAGACCUUACAACCUCAGAGGAUGCCUGCCAUAGAUGUGGGCAAGACGUCAGGGGAGAAUGCUUCCGUAACAUGGACAUUCAGCCCGGAAAACUCACAGCAACCCAGUGAUUUCAGCCAUGAAAGCUUUCGACAAUACAAUGGAAGCUUUGCUUUUAAAAAAUCUGCAGCUGGCUCUUUGGAGACAAGAUGCUGAUGUUACUUUGAGGGACUGACAUGGUGAGGGCCUUCUGAUAUUGUCGUUAUGUAUUAUGUUUUUAUUUUUGCUGUGGUUUUUACAUCGUGGUUUUUUUUUAGGUUGUUAGGUUUUUAUUUUUGAUAUUAUCGUUUGUGUAUUAUGUUGUAAUUCUGUGUUUUGCACUGUGUUUUUACUUCUUGUAAGCCACUCCAAGUCGUUUGGAGACGGGGCGGGAUAUAAAUAUAGUGUACCAUUAUCACAAUUAAAAGACGCUUCUUCCUAUGCAGUGGCCAUGAUUAUUUUUAUAUUGACCACAAAAGGGCGUCAAUGGCAAUUCCAGUGGCCCUGAAGGACUGUUUAUGACUCUUAAUCUCUUAAUCUUAAAUGAACUGAACUCUUAAUGCAGUAAAGAAAAUGCGAUAUAACUGUUGUAGUUCAGCUUGUGUUACCUGUGUUAGUGCCUGAUGCCCAUGAGGUUUCUGGGCCUGGGUCUGUGUCUGAUUGUAAUGGGAAUAAUGGUCUUAACAGGCUUGCCUUAGAGCCAGAGGUUUCUGCAGAACAGAAACCGGAGACUCAAGGCCAAAUUCCCAAAAGGGACUGCUUUUCUGAGGGAGAGUCUUCAGAUAUAGAUGCAGCUGGAGAGGUUAAUGAGCUGGCAGAUAGGAGGCGAAACUUUUGUAAACAAAGAGAAUUCCCAGCUUCUUCGUUGGUCAGUUCAUCUUUGUGAAAAAAGAGCAGAUAAAUUAUCUGCUGAGAAAAUAAAAGAAAAUGUGCUUUUCUCAGGGGAGGAGGUAUAUUAAGGGAAAGAAAAAAGCCUGUUACUUCAUUAGGGGUCAAUGUUGAUGCUUCAAGUCAGCCAUGCUUGUUCAUGCUCUAAGGACCUCAUCACAUUAGAGCUUGGAUUAACUUCAAAUCCACUUUAGGGAGAGAACUUUAAACAGCUCAGCCAAACAGGUCCUGGGCCUCACCAAACUACAAAUCUCAGAAUUCUACAGGAGGAAAAACCGGAUUUAAAGUGGAUUCAUGCUCUAGUGUGAUGAAGCCGUAAGUUUCUUAUAUGGAUUUUGCUUCAUGGUUCCUGUCAUGCCAAGUUUUUGCUCUUUGAAUCCAAGUGUAUUCUUUCCUGGUUCUAGUUUACCAAGUUCAUGUCUUGUCUUUUGGGAUUUACUCUGCCUUGUGUUUUUUGGAUUUUAUAAUCUUGUAUCUUGUGUUUUAUUGCUGUACCUUGGAAGUGGUGGACUAUUACUGACAUUUUGAAGAAACCUUUGUAGACUUUACUUUUUAUUCCUUUUAUUGCUUGGCUUAUAUAUACAUUUUUCAAUAAACUGCUUGCUGAUAAUA